Molecule: messenger RNA, 1230 nt
Organism: Pipistrellus kuhlii (Kuhl's pipistrelle)
Lineage: Eukaryota; Metazoa; Chordata; Mammalia; Chiroptera; Vespertilionidae
Product: putative tripartite motif-containing protein 49B
Exons: 9
Coding region: 1-1230 (409 amino acids)
Molecular function (GO): zinc ion binding
Source: RefSeq, a predicted model, not a curated record
AUGGAUCCAAGCAUCUUGCAAAUCUUUCAGAAUGAACUCAUCUGCCUCGAUUGCAGGAACUACUUCUUAGACCCCAUCACCACAGACAAUGGGCACAGCAUUUGCAGGCCCUGUUUCUACCUCAACUGGCCGGACAGUACAGUUAUUGUUUACGGUUCUGAAUGUCAGGAAGAAAUACAGAAUUUAUUUCUGAGAAACUUUGGCACAAAUGUCACCCUCAAGGAAAUUGUUCUCGUUGUCCGACGAGCCCAUCUGAGGCAAUUCCUGUGCUCUAGGGACAAUAGGUGUGGGAUACACAUGGAGGCAAAGCAGAUCUUCUGUGAGGACCAGAGGAGCCUGCUCUGUUUGCACUGCUCUACCUCUCAGGAGCAUGAGGCUCACAGACACUGUUCAGUAGAAGAGGAAGUUGAGCAACUCAGGAUUUAUGUAAACUCAAAGAGGGAAGGGAUCAGAGCGGAAUAUGAUAAUUUGCCUCCAUCUCGCUAUAUGGAAGAGCUACAUUAUAUAGAGAUAUUGCAAAGGGAAGGCAAGGAGAUUUUUUACCAACUCAAGGAUAGUGAAGCCAGGAUGGCACACAAGACGGAGCUUUUAAGAGGAAUGUAUACAGAGCUGAAGGAAAUGUGCCAUAAACCAGGUGUAGAGCUGCUCCUGAAUUUUGGAGACAUAUUGCACAGGAGUGAGGCAGUGUGUGAGCACAUGCCCCAGCCUGUGAAAGCAGAGCUCACUGCAGUGACCAUCUCAGGGAUGAUUGCAAGGUUCGAAUUGUUCAAAGAGAUUGUUAUCCUACGGCAUGCAAGAACUCACGGUCAUGUCUUCCUAGAUGGAAGUUUGAUAAGCCUGGAUGUUGGAUGUGGCCCUCUAGAUGAACUGUGUAUCACCUCACAAUAUGAGUGUUUUCUUAACUGGGGUGUUCAGACUUUUACCAUUGGGAGACAUUACUGGGAGAUAGAUGUGGGAGACACUUGGAAUUGGGCUGUAGGAGUCUGCUGUGAUGAGUUGAAUUUUGGAGACAUAUUGCACAGGAGUGAGGCAGUGUGUGAGCACAUGCCCCAGCCUGUGAAAGCAGAGCUCACUGCAGUGACCAUCUCAGGGAUGAUUGCAAGGUUCGAAUUGUUCAAAGGGUAUGCCUCUGUGUCUCUGCAUUUUGGCUGCUUCCCUGAGUUAAUGGAGCGGCUUUGUGUGAGAUUGUUAUCCUACGGCAUGCAAGAACUCACGGUCAUGUCUUCCUAG